GACAACAGAUCAGCGGACGGAGGGAGUAGUUUUUGGGGGGGUGAAACAGUUUUGUGUGGAGGGUCCAGACGAGGACAGUCGAAGGAGCGCGCCGGCUGCUGCGUCGUGCGCCCUGGACACGAUUCCCUGAGCCACUGCGUCCUGGUGCUGCGCUUUCAUUACCCGGUGCUGGUGAAACCAGUGGGUAUCCUUCCCUACAGAGGGAACACUGAAGGAACACCAUGGCCUUAGCGGGAUGCCCUGACUACUUCUUACGUCACCCAAACUACCAGGAAAGUAUGGACCGCACUUCCUCUCACCGGCCUGAGGAGCUUAUUGUUCCAGGCUUCCAGCGUUCAGCCAAUCAAAAUUUGCCACAUCACCAUGACGACGAUGUGGACCUGGAGCAGCUGGUGAAUGAGAUGAACUCCUCCAUGGAGAGCGUGUACUCCACGCAGGCCGACACUGCGCUCCUCUUGAACAACGGCCACAUGCACACUCCGCACUACCACCACCACCAGCAGCAUGUGCACGGCGCCUACCCGGGACACGGCCAGGCCCACCGCCGUCACACCCCGCCUCUGCCCCCGCCCUCACCCUCCAAGGAGAGGCUGCGGCACUCACAGCCCAUGCACAUCCAGGCCGUCAGGUGCCUGCAGGAAGAGCAGCAACUGCGUCCAGCCUCCCUGCCAGCCAUUCCCAACCCAUUCCCUGAACUCUGCAGCCCAGCAGGCUCCCCUGUCCUCAGCACCAUACAGAGCUCUGACAACCAUAUAGUGAAGGUGUGGAGCGAGGAUGGGGCCGGAAAAGUGGUGGAGAUCCCAGCAGACAUGACGGCCAGAGACGUCUGCCAGCUCCUGGUCUACAAGAGCCACUGUCUGGACGACAACGCCUGGACACUGGUCGAGCACCACCCCAUCCUCGGCCUUGAGAGGUGUCUGGAAGACCAUGAGCUGGUGGUCCAGGUUCAAGCCUCCAUGAGCAGCGACAGUAAAUUCCUCUUCAGGAAGAACUAUGCCAAAUAUGAAUUCUUCAGGAACCCCCUGAACUUUUUUCCAGAGCAGAUGGUGGCUUGGUGUCAGGAGUCCGAUGGAUCAAUCCCUCAGUCACAGCUCUUACAGAACUUUCUGAACUCAAGCAGUUGUCCAGAGAUCCAGGGCUAUCUGCACAUCAAGGAGCCUGGACGCAAGUCCUGGAAGAAGCUCUACAUGUUUCUGCGACGCUCGGGUCUCUACUAUUCUACUAAAGGAACAUCCAAGGAGCCCCGGCAUCUGCAGCUGCUGUCAGACUUGGAAGACAGUAACAUUUUCACCAUCAUCACAGGCAGAAAACUUCACAAUGCCCCGACAGACUACCAGUUCUGCAUCAAGCCCAGCAAAGGGAGGAGUGACUGUAAGGAGCUGAAGAUGCUGUGUGCGGAGGACGAGCAGAGCAGGACCUGCUGGAUGACGGCUUUCAGGCUCCUCAAAUACGGGAUAGUCCUGUAUCAAAGCUACAACAUCCCGCAGCAGAGGAAGUCCAACCUCCUGCCCUUCUCUGCGCCUGUGCGGAGCGUGUCUGAGAACUCCUUGGUUGCCAUGGACUUCUCUGGACGGACCGGCCGCGUCAUAGACAACCCUGUCGAGGCCCAGAGUGCCGCCCUGGAGGAGGGACAGACCUGGAGGAAACGGAGCCAGCGUAUGAAUGUCCUGGGCAGUCCCAGCCCCCUGCACCCUUCCUCCCUGAGCACAGUGAUCCACAGGACACAGGUAUGGUUUCAUGGUCGCAUCAUGAGAGAGGAGGCCCACAGAAUGAUCAUACAACAAGGCCAAGUAGACGGGUUGUUCCUGUUGCGGGACAGUCAGAGUAAUCCCAAAGCAUUCGUGCUCACCUUGUGCCACCACCAGAAGAUCAAGCACUUCCAGAUCCUACCGUGUGAGGAGGACGGUCAGGUGUUCUUCAGCCUCGACGACGGCGCCACCAAGUUCACCGACCUGAUCCACCUGGUGGAGUUCUACCAGCUCAACAGAGGAGUGCUGCCCUGCAAGCUCAAACACCCCUGCACCACUGUGGCCUUGUGACACUCCAGCCCCUCCCCCUUCACACACACACCUCCACCCUUUUUUUUUGCACACCUAUCUCCCCGAGAGCCUGCCCAACGUCCCCCACCCCAACCCAUCUGCCCCUCCCUCACCAACGCAAUGAGGUCGAGGAGACAGAGAAAAGUUAAUGUCGAGUUUUGGGGAUAUGAACAACUCAGCAGAAGCCGCCGUUUCAGGUUUGAUGUCCCCAAUGUGCUAUGCUUUUCUCUGCCUUGCCGCUGUUUGGAUGUGUGGAUGGGAACCAUUUGAAAGGUCCAAGCGUUGCAGAUUGUGGACCUGACAGUCGCCCAACUCCUGCGAUUUUAUCACAGAGACUUGUCUGUUUAUAUCAAUACAAUGUUGACCCUUGAGAGAGACCAUUCAUUGUGAAAACACAGGACGGCGAUGAUCUGUUCAGCUACGGGUCUCUCAGAUGGAUCCCUCCUUUAAAGUCCCUCAACCUUCCACCCCCAUCCUCCAGGCCUGAUAAGCUGUGGUUCCUGCCCACCCUCGCCCCCUCACUACAGAGGCAGGCAGGAAACGCCACCCUCUGACUUCCUCAUCAAUCAUCAGGGAUGGACAGGAACCUCUCUGGGUCUUAUCAAACUCGAUCCAAGAGUUUUCUCAACCUGUGCAGUCCAGUCUGGAUAAGCUGAUCCCCCGCCCCCCCUCCACCCGCAGCAGACUUGACGCAGCGUCUCUGCUGUGUCUUACCCCACGAUCCCAAAAACCCCUGGUGCAACCCCCGAUCCCCGCCUCCACACGAGCUCAGACAAAAAGUCGGAGGAGAAAAGAGAAGUGGCUGAAGGCUAGAUAAGCAGAGCAGUGGCGAGGGUUUGCUGAAAGGGCAGAGGAAUGUUUAUCAGGGAGGCUGUAACAAGCCUCUCUUGUAGAGUUGAUUACUUGAUGUCAUUUUAAUGCUGUUUAAUUACUGUUGAUUCAAUGCAGAACUAGUUUUGCACUCCUGGGCGGACAGACGACAGCUGUUCUCUCUAGCUAAAUGAACCUGGCUGCUCUCCAUUGGUCGUCCUCCUCUUCCUCCUUCACCCCGCCCUUCUGAAUAGCAUGCAUGUAAAUUUCCACCAGCUCUGAUUGGAUUACAGUGGCGUGGGAGCAAAGAGAGUCGUGGCUGAUUAUGCAGUGCCUUUCAGAAAGGUUUGGGAACAUCUUGGACCUACGUGUGGCUUAUACCGACAUGACUACACCACGGAUAAAAAAGAAUGUGCUUUUGAACCGGCUGUUACACGACAGUGAGGAGGAGGAGGAAGAACGGUUCAAUAGACUCCUAAAAAGUGUGUUCACCCUCCAGCUUCUACCAUUUCAGUCAUUUUUUCUAAAUCGAAGGGUUAAAUCUGUUGUUGAAUUUAUCUUUGAAUGUCAUUUUCUCUUCCUAAGUCUGUUCUGAUCUCACUGCUUGCACAUUUUAAUUCUCCUAAUUUGAUAAUGAUGAGUUGGAGCUGUCACGUUCGGAUUCUGACCACUGUUCCCACACUCCAGAAAAGACAAAUCAACAAAAGCACUCCCAUGACUUUUUUGUGUUUGAAUAUGGAAUUGAACAAAUGACUUGAAAUGUGAACUCGGACAACUGGGUGUCCAGACGCGGUCGACUGAGCUUCACUCGCCUUAAGUGAAAAUCGUGAGCUUUGUGUAUGAAAUAGAAGCUGUAUAAAAAUGCACAUACAGUAACACAUCUAAGACUUUUAAGAUUCAACAACAUCGUGAGUUUUUAAGGUUAUGUUAAAGAAGAAGUUUCAAAUUUGUGGAAAUGCUCUUCAUCUCUUUCUUGCCAACAGUUUAACAAGGAUAUGGAUACCACUCUCAUGUCUGCACGCUAGAGAAGAAGCUACUGUCAGCAGGUGAUAAAACGUACCUACCAGUUCCUCUAAAACUCACAGGUUAAUAUGUUGUGUUUUGCUCGUUAAAUCUGUUUAAUAGCCUAAAUGUAAAAACAAGACUUUGAGGCUUCAUUCAAGGCAAUGUAAGUUAACCAGCUGCUGACUGUAGUUUCAUACAUUUUUAAUGUACAGAGAGUGGCAUUGACCCUAUCAUCAAACCCCCAACAAGAAAGUAUUAUUUCCACUCAUCUCAUACUACAGGUGAUGCAAGGGCCCUGUUUUCCUGUCUGGUGCUGUGUUACUUCUGCAGAUAUUUGACAGAAAGUGUAACUUAAUUUGCCAGCAGCUGCGUGGUCGCCUGGUGGUGUCACCGGUUAACGUCACGUUGUGGUGUCAGUCCCUCUGAGGCAAACAGUUAGGAAGUCUUUCCUGAACAAUCACCCAGAGAGAAAUCCAUCAUGGUCGAGCCAAGUCCUCCACCGUUAUGAGGGAUGAUUCAAUGUGGACAGAAAAUAAAGUGGCAACUAUUUGGAUAAUCAGUGAUUGGUUUUUGCAGCAAAAUGCCCCAAAAAACUGCAGUGAUUAUUUUCGCAAAUAGGGAUUUAUUGAUCAUAAUAACUAUUUGAAUAUGUCAUUGAUCAAACAAUCCACCAAUUUAUUAAAAUUGUAAAUGUCUCAUUCACAGCCCUUCCAGGUCUAUCUUUUUGCGUACCAUCCAAUUUCCGACUAAAAACAACAUGGCCUCUGUCUGGUAGUUUUUGAAAAGCAUUCUGGGAGAGGAAGUGAGAAAGAGAAACUGUAGGUCUUAGGCUAAAAAAGUUUGCCCUCUGCAGAACAAAAACAUCCAUCUUAAAGCCAGUACAGGAUUUGAAAAUGUUCAACUCUUAGCAGGUCAUAUCAAAAACGAGCCUGAGUUGGUCUGCAUGCAUGAAACAUGAAUUUUUCUAGAACCGAGUAACCAGAGUAACUAUUUUCACAUGCUACAUGCUACAUCCAUACAAAGCGGCUUUGACAGAUCAUCUGAGGAGUACAAAACAAAAAAAGCACCCCCAUAGAAGACCUGUUUCUGGCCUCUCCUGCUGUCGUGAGAGCGGCAGAAUAAAAAGCUGCAGACAUGUGACAUAACACCUACUUAGCCUCGUCCUCCGCCCCUCCUGCCUUCACCUGGAACUGCCCUCCAUCCUGUGCCAGAUCCACGGUGAACAGGGUUAGCACGAGGCCGUCAGACUCCCUGCCAGGUGAAUUAAACUCUCUAAGUACUGUCAUUGACACGCAAGCCACUGCCACACGAGUCCACCAAUCGCGUGACUUGACCAGACUCACUGGCUCUGCGCCCCGCCAAUCCGGCCUUUUGUAGUCAGCCAGGGCAGACUCUCUCCAGGGAUUGGAUAAUGCUUGAACCCCCCGCCCCCCGUCCCACCUGUGUCCAGCCUGUAAGCUAUGACCCUGUGGUGAAUAAGUGUGCCUGCCUGCGUGCGUGCGUGUGGAAAAGCCAGACUGACUCUUGCUGACUCUGCUGGUUAUCAUACUUGCCUUUUUUUUUUUAGAGACAGUAAGCAGAAAGUUGCUGAUCGGUCGGGGUUAAGUCGUGGAUUUAGAUGAGACAGGAGGUAUCUGGAGGUAUCCCAGCAUUCCCGGUCCUCAGCUGAGGAUUCUUUCCUGUCUGUCAGUGAGGGAUGCAAAGCCACAUCACUAUGGGUCAGCUGGGGGGGGGGGCAGACUCUGUCCUCUCCUCCCCUCUCCAUUUUUAAUCACUGUGCUACAAUGCAAUCCUAUACACACGUAAAGUACAAGUAUAUGACAAUACCAGUGUACAGUAUCAUUUGUUUUCUAAGUAUGUGAAGCUAUGGAGAGGACAUAGAUGUAACACUGUACCUAGGUCACAGAUCACUAUGUAUGGGGCGUUAUGCUUUUGCUCAUAACACCAUGUAAAAUGAAGAAUGAUUUAUUUUGUCCUUUUUUUUCUUCUCCAUUAUUUGAUUGUGUGUAUAAUUGACAUUAUUGUGUUUUUUUUCUUUGGUUUGCCACAAAAUGACCUUUUAUAUAUAUAUAAAAAAGAAUAUACCACAUUAUAUACAGUAUUAAAUUAAGCUGUUUUUUUAUUUUAAGAGAUCAAACUGGAUUUUUGGCUUAUGUCAAAUUUCUGCACAUCAGUUGUCCAUAUAAGCUGACAGGCUGACAGAGUCUACAACUCUGACAGCAUCAAAUAAUGCCAUUUUGUUUUCAGACUAUGUCUUUUGAAUAUCCCCUCUCCGUCUGUCUGGUUCCACUCAUUUACUCCCAGGACAAAACUCCAGUAAAUGAUGGCGAUCAACACACACACACACAUUAGUGGGUUUUCAUCGAGAGCACACACACCAACACCGAACCCAUGGGGAUAUUCUCAGCAGCUUUUGUACAAUUUUCAUCACAAGUAGAACAAUUAUACGCAGUAGCUCAAGAGGAUUGUGCAUUUCAAUAUGUCCAUUUACUCAGAUUUUAAGGUGCAUAACAAAGUUACUUAUUCUUUUUCUUAACUAAGCGUAUUCUUGCAGCAGGUGCCACUCACUGUGUUCUUUUACAGUCAGCUGUGAAUGUGAAACAUAAUCCUACUGGAAUAAAUCCUUAUGUCAGGUCUACGUCACAUACAGGUCCCAUCGACACAAGUGACUCACAGUGGAGGUGGAAGUGAAUCUGACUCGGUUAUGUUUCAUUUUUGGGUUGGAGUCAUCAUAAGCUGACGGCAAAUAAAUAUUUCAGGGAAAGAAAAAAAGAGCAAGUGAACCGAAUCUUUUUUUUUUUUUUUUUCUCAGAUCCCCUACUGUGCUUUGCUACAUUCUGUCUGUACGGCUCCUGGAUCUACAUUGUAUCCUGUUCAGGUAUUUUUGUACAAAUAAGGGACUGAUAUAUUCUGUGUUUAUUGGAAAUUAGAAUUAAAGACAACAUUGCUAUAAACCAAAA
Messenger RNA from Paralichthys olivaceus (Japanese flounder), 6814 nucleotides. RefSeq names its product growth factor receptor-bound protein 10-like. Gene Ontology annotation, biological process: negative regulation of insulin receptor signaling pathway; negative regulation of Wnt signaling pathway; insulin receptor signaling pathway. Gene Ontology annotation, molecular function: insulin receptor binding. NCBI's taxonomy places the organism in Eukaryota, Metazoa, Chordata, Actinopteri, Pleuronectiformes, Paralichthyidae. The record is from RefSeq and is a predicted model, not a curated record.